AUGAUGGAAGAGAGAUUAUUAUGCAAAGAUUGUAAAUUGAAUUUCGAAGAAAAAUAAAAAGAUAAUAUGAUAAAUAAGAUCAAAGAUUUAUCAGAGAUCAAACAUUUUAUUGAUGAUAUUGAAUUUUACAAAAAAAAAUAUAAGGACUUUCUAAUUAAAAUAAGAAUAAAGGAGGUAGAAAAUUUUUAAUUACAUUUGCAAAAUUUUAAAUCAGAAAUAAUGCAAUAAGUAAAUACGCUCAUUUAUUUUUCCAAUUAAUGGAUUGAUGACUUAUUUUUCCUUAAUUAACAGUGCGAAGAAGAGAGUUUUUUAAAUUAAUUAGAUAAGUUGAUAUAAUAAUAAAAUAACAAAGAAUUAAAUUAUGAAUUAGUAAUAUUAUAAAAAAUUGAAUAAAUCAAUAAUUAAUGGAAAACUAAGGUAAGAGUCAUUCUAGAUGAUUUUUAGAAAUUGUCAGCAUUCUAAAAAUGUUAAGAAUUUAUUGAAGACUUUUCUAUAAAUCCUAUUCAUUAUUUUUAAUAAGAAAACUUUAAAUCUUUGCCAUAUAUCUCUUCAUAUUGCCCAUAAUUAUAAUCCACUCAAGCUAUUUUAUCUGAUUUUAUUGAGGAUCAAUAAAUAACGGCAAUUUAGUAGACUAAAAGCCAAUAUUUAUUAAUAUAAUAAAAUAAUAAGUAUAAAUCAAUCAAAUAAUUUUGCACAUUUAGUUUUAAUAAAGAUGAUAAUUUAAUUAUAGGAGGAUAUAGCAAAGUAAUUAAAGCGUUUAUAUUUAAGAAAGGAUAGCUGAAAUAAAUUUAAAUUUUAAAUGGUCAUGAAGAUUAUGUGAGGACUUUGAAUUUCUUUAAAGCGACAUCAUAGACUAACUUUGUUUCUGGAAGCGAAGAUAAGUCUGUUAGAUUUUGGUCAAUUAAUUUAUUAGCAAAACCAAAAUUUAUUUAAAAGUUAAACGCACAUUAAAAUGGAAUCCUUUGCUUAAUUAUAAACAAAAAGGAGAAUUUAAUUAUUACAGGUAGUAGAGAUACAACCAUAAAAUUUUGGAAAAGAUUCUUGUAAAAUGAAAAUUAAUAUCUAUUCUGGUCAUAAUAGUAAAUUAUUAUGAAUCAUUCUCAUAAUGUUUAUGAUUUAAGUUUAAAUUAGAAUGAAGAUAAAUUGAUCUCUUGUUCUGAAGAUAAAAAAAUCUUAGUUUUAUCAUAUUAAGAAAAAUAGUGGAAAAUCUACCAAAUAAUUACAGUUUAAAAUUUUGGGUACAGAUUGUGUUUUAUUAAUAAUAAAUUAUUCACAUUUCAACCUAGAUUAGGAUUAACUAUGCAUGUAUAUGAAAUGAAUUAAAAUAAAAAAUAUGAACAUUCUUUUGAAAUUGAUGUGAAAGGAGGAAAUUAAGAAUGUAGAAUAUUUUUUCCUUAAUAAUAUAUUAAUCAAAAAAAUAUUCUUAUAAAUAAGAAUGGUUUUCAUAUAAACAUAAUCAAAGUAAUAAUCACAAAAGAAGAAAUUAAAAAAUAAAAGGUAUAUUUUAAGGUUGAAUAAUCAAUUAAUUACUUUAAAGAUUCAACAGGACUUAUAUUUGGUUAAUUGAGUGAAGAUGGUAAUUAUUUAAUAACUUGGGAUGAUAAAACUAAAGAAUUACAAUUGAGACAAUUAUAAUAUACGUGA
Messenger RNA from Paramecium sonneborni, 1644 nucleotides. The record is from the annotation of a GenBank genome assembly. NCBI's taxonomy places the organism in Eukaryota, Ciliophora, Oligohymenophorea, Peniculida, Parameciidae.